Messenger RNA from Marmota monax (woodchuck), 4910 nucleotides. It is a transcript of the gene Csf2rb, whose product is annotated as colony stimulating factor 2 receptor subunit beta. The record is from RefSeq and is a predicted model, not a curated record. The transcript is spliced from 14 exons. Lineage: Eukaryota; Metazoa; Chordata; Mammalia; Rodentia; Sciuridae. The coding region runs from base 604 to 3255 and encodes 883 amino acids. Gene Ontology annotation, cellular component: membrane; external side of plasma membrane. Gene Ontology annotation, molecular function: protein binding; cytokine receptor activity. Gene Ontology annotation, biological process: immunoglobulin mediated immune response; cytokine-mediated signaling pathway.
CCUGGUAUUUGGAGGGAUGGGUCAUCUGUAAGGUGAUAAUCUAACUUUGAAAACAGCUAUGGUCUAGUUAUCUGAGAAUCAUAGUUAGUGUGAGGUCCCUCUGUCCCUCAGUGCCAGGUGUGACUUCCUAGUGUCCUCCACGUUCGCGGUGAUUUUCCUGUUUCUGGUCUGACGGUUCCAUUCCUUAUUAUUUUUCUGGCAGACGGAGCAAGCUUCAAGUUAGAAUCGGCUGGUCAAGUCUGUUAGAAACCCUCUUGAAACCUUCAUUGGGAUCACAUUGAAUUUAGGGAUCACUGGGGGCAGGAAUGACCCUGGGAGGUGGACGAGGGCUCGCCUCCAUGGGCACCUUCCCGGGAGAGCGCUAGGGUUCCCCUGACGUGGCUCAGAGUUUCUGGCACAUUCUGGAUCGCCGAGCGCCCUCCUGCUUUCCCCGGGGCGCAGAGGAGCCAAGUCUUGAGAGACGAAUCACAGGCUGGUGACAUGGAUUGGGCCCAGAGCCCGGAAGGACAGGAAUAGAGACUUCUGGGACAAUGAGGACCCGCCAUCUGCCCACAGGCAGGGCUCUUCUGUACAGCCACAUGCAGGCUCAGGGCUGACCGGGAGAUGGCGCUGACCUGGGGGCUGCUCCUCCUGGCCCUGCAGGCUCCCUGGGGCCAGUGGGUGACAGGGGCAGAAGAAACCAUCCCGCUGAAGACGCUGCGCUGCUACAACAACUACACCAGCCGCAUCGUCUGCAGGUGGGCGGACACGGAGGACGCCCUGCGGCUGCUCAACCUGACCCUCCAUCGCAGGGUGAAUGGGGAUCUUCCACAGCCAGUGUCCUGUGAGCUCAGUGAGGACAUGUCCUCGGGGGACUGCCCAGCUCACCAGUGUGUACACAGGAAGUGCCUCAUUCCCUACCAGGAAUUUGCCCUCGCUGACCACGACUACUACUUCUUCCAACCAGACCGGCCGCUGGGCAUCCAGCUCUUGGUGCCACUGACCCAGCACGUCCAGCCGCCCCCACCCAAGGACCCCCAGAUCAGCAAGACCGGGGACCAUUUCCUGCUGACCUGGAGUGUGGCCCUCGGGGAUCCCCAGACACCCUGGCUGUCGCAGGGGGACCUGGAGUUCGAGGUGGUCUACAGGCGGCUUAGCGACUCCUGGGAGGAGGCCACCAGCCUCUACUCCCGGUCCUCCCCGGCCGUCCUGGGCGCAGAGCUCCUCGUGCCCGGCAGCACCUACGUGGCCCGAGUGCGGACGCGGCUGGCCCCCAGCUCGCGCUUCUCGGGACGGCCCAGCCGCUGGAGCCCCGAGAUCCUCUGGGACUCGCAGCCAGGGGACGAGGCCCAGCCCCGGAACCUGCAGUGUGUCUUCGACGGGGCCCACACCCUGGGCUGCUCCUGGGAGGUCAGGUCCCCCGUGACCAGCUCCGUCUCCUUCGGCCUCUUCUACGCGUCCAGCCCAGAGGCACAGGAGGAGGAAUGUGCCCCGGUGUUGAAGGAGGAGCUCAGCGGCCUGUACACCCGGCUCCGGUGCCAGAUCCCGGUGCCCAACCCCGGGGCCCGCGGCCUGUACGUCGUCUCUGUCCGUCCACGGAGGGAGGGGAGGUUCAUCAAGAGCUCGGACAACAUCCAGAUGGAGCGCCCAACCCUCAAAGUGACCAAAGACGGAGACAGCUACAGCCUGCGAUGGCAAGUGGAGAAAAUGUACUACACACACCUCGGACAGACCUUUGAGGUCCAGUACCGGAGGGACGCAGAGAAGUGGGAGGACAGCAAGAGAGAGACCCUGCAGAACGCCCACAGCAUGGCCCUGCCAGCUCUGGAGCCCUCCACCCGGUACUGGGCCAAGGUGAGGGUCAGGCCCACCCCCGGCGUCUACAAUGGCAUCUGGAGCGAGUGGAGUGAGGCUGCCUCCUGGACCACAGAGUGGGUGCUGCCCACGUGGGUGCUGCCGAUCGUCCUCGUCCUGGUCACCCUGCUCCUGCUCCUGGCACUGCGCUUCUGUGGCGUCUACGGGUACAGGCUGAACAGGAAGUGGAAGGAGAAGAUCCCCAACCCUGGCAAGAGCCACCUGUUCCAGAACGGGGGUGCAGGCCUCGGGCCCCCACCCAGCCUGUGGGCUGCCCCCAGCAGGAGCCCGCCUGCCCAGGGGCCCUGGGACAGCCAAUUUCCUGAGCUGGAGAGGGUGCCCUCUAAGGGUUUUGGAGACUGUGAGGUGUCACCUCUCACCAUAGAGGACCCUCAAGUGUCCUGCCAUCCACCAUCUGGGCCCGAUACAACCCCAGCUGCCUCGGGGCUGCCCACGGAGACACCCCGCGGCCCCCAGCCGGGCCCAGCAGCCCCCUCAGGCAGGGCUGAGAACCGUCUGCCCAGCUUUGACUUGAAUGGCCCCUACCUGGGGCCCCCCCACAGCCGCUCCCUGCCUGACAUCCAGGGCCCGCCGGCGCCUCCCCAGAGCCAGGAGCCAGCGCUCACGGGCUCCCUGGAGUACCUGUGCCUGCCCCCUGGGGGACAGGUGCAGCUGGUCCCCCUGGCCCAGGUGAUGGGGCAGGGCCAGGCUGUGGACGGGCAGGGCCAGCGCAGCCCUGCGGCCCAGGAGACCCCCUCCCUGGAGUCCAGGGGCGGCCCUGCCCCUCCUGCCCCUGGGCUGGGGGUGGGUGAACAGGACCCAAAGCACAGCCCAGCGGCACUGCCCAUGAGCUGUGGAGACCCUGAGGAUGCUGGUGUGGCCUCUGCCUAUGUCACCACGGCAGACCUGGCUCUUGCCCUGCCCACGGGGACCCCAUCUGUCUCUCCGGCUCUGCCUCUGAGCCCCCCCUUUGUCCAGAACCCCAGUGUCUGUCCUAGGCCACCAGAUGGGCCCCUUGGAGCCCCAGGCCCCGGGAAGCCAGGGUUCGAGGGCUAUGUGGAGCUCCCUCCAACCAUGGGCCAGUGCCCCCAGCCCCCCAUGGGCAGUGCUGCCUCUCCUAUGUCCAGCACCCCCAUCCUGAGCCCAGGGGAGCCCCGGGAGGAAGUAGCCCUGGGGUCCCCACCUGCCGAGGGGCUCCUUGUCCUGCAGCAGGAGGGUGACUAUUGCUUUCUCCCUGGCCUUGGACCUGGGCCUCUCUCACCCCAGCGCAAGCCCUCCUGCCCCGAGCCCUGUCCUGAGGUCAGGGACCCCAGGCAGCCCAAGCCCCACGUGCCAGCCAUUCAGCUCUUCAAGUCCCUGAAGCAUCAGGACUACCUGUCCCUGCUUCCCUGGGACACCAGCAGGCCUGGGCAGGUGUGCUGAGGCCUGCAGACCUCCCCCAAGCCCUGCCCUGUCCCUGUCAUCCCUGCAAGGCCCGGGGCCUUCCAUACUGAGAUGGAGGGGCCUGGAGAAUGCCCAGGCCAGCCUCGGGUCCUCCCCAGACGCCUUCUCCGCCGCUCACCUGUGCGCUCUCUCUCUCUCUCUCUCUCUCUCACACACACACACACACACACACACACACACACUUUUCUUUCAAGGGAACUGAUUUUGAGGUUCUGGGCUGUUCUACCUCUACCUCCCUCCCAUUUUUUAAAAUUCAUAUUUCUUGCUUUUUUUUUUUCACUCUUGUUUUUUUUAUUGAUUCAGUUUUGGCGUGAUUCGGGGGUCCUAGUGGGCCUCUUCUGAGUGCAGCUGUCUAGUUUGCCUAAGGACAGGUUAGCUGCGUGUCCCCAGCAGAUGUACAGAGCCUGCUUCUCGCCCAACUGUAGGAGGCACGAGGUUUCAGGUGGGGCCUGGGGUGUCAGACCCUGGGUUCUAGCCAGAUAGAUGGGGGCUGGGAGGGGAGGGGAGCCCGGAACCCACAUGGCAGAACCCACAACUGUAGAAAAGUUGGGGAAACUGCAUUAUGAGGAAAAAGGGGGAGACGAUCAAAGGGUAGCCAGAAGACUUCCAGCCCAGCCGGGCCAGCUGCCCUCCCUCCAGGGAGACCGCCAGACUCUGGCUCCCACUGUCUGCUGCCGAACGGUGGGGCUUCCGCGUCUGGCCUUACCCUGGGGAGUUAUGGUUCUAUGAAAUCUUUGCUUCUCUGAUCUACAAAUAAUAAUGGCAUUACAUGGUCCUUGUUGGCAUUACCUGACCACUCUCGAGUUUGCACAGGGUUUUGGAUGGAUCCUGUCCAUUGCUGUUUUUCGCGGGUUAAGCCCGUUACGGUUUUUGUUAGGUGGGACCCUCUCCUUGUCUGAUGGGGUUUUAAAAACUGUUCUCGGAUGGCCUUUCAUCCAUGGUGCCAGUGACUCUCCUGACCCCCCACCCCCGUUAGUUGUUCGUCCUAAACUUUGUGGGGGGACAACUUGGUGCACUCCGUGUUUGCUCCUCCGUUUGUCUGGGGGACGCCAACUCCUUCUCCUCUUUUGGUGCCAAGUUGACAAAGGCCUUGUCCAUGGCAGAGCCGCUGCCUUUGCCCGACUUUUAUGUCUCUUUUUAUGUUUUAAGCAUUUCAUGUAAAAUUUUAAGUAUUUUGGGACCCACCCACGUGAGACAGGUGUGUCUCUCUGUUUUCCCCAACACAGAGCUGGGCAUCUUUGCUGCUUUGGAUUGUCCAUUUGUGGUCCAUGUGUCUGAAAUGCACCUUUGUGAGGCAGAAAGUUCUGGAAUGGACUUUGGUUUUUCUGGGCUUCCUGUCCUAGCCUCGCUGUCUCCACGGUCCCCACCGUCCUGAUGGCCUGGUUCUGUGAUUGGUUUUGCCAAUGGGGGAGGGUGCCGGUUUCCUUUCUCCCUGGGUUCCCUUGCGUUAGAGUUGUGCUGUGGUUGAAGAGAAUCGUGAACGACGUCAACAGCCAUCGAGCCUCCAAUCCGUCAGGGCCUGUUGGUGCCUUCCGUAGAGUUCAGUCUUCGGAAAAUGAAUGUAUUAGAAAGCAAUCCCCAAAUGCCUGGACAUUGUUAAGAGGUGAACAUUGUAAUAAAAUAUUUAUAAUGCU